This is a messenger RNA of Gaeumannomyces tritici R3-111a-1, 4733 nucleotides long. RefSeq lists its product as hypothetical. The transcript is spliced from 4 exons. Lineage: Eukaryota; Fungi; Ascomycota; Sordariomycetes; Magnaporthales; Magnaporthaceae. The coding region runs from base 98 to 4510 and encodes 1470 amino acids. Gene Ontology annotation, biological process: mitotic spindle assembly checkpoint signaling; protein localization to kinetochore; mitotic sister chromatid biorientation. The record is from RefSeq and is a predicted model, not a curated record.
CGCGCUCCCCCUGGAUAGCACUUGUCGGGCAGCGCAUCGGACAUCGUGAACCCCACCAAGACCCGGCCGACGCCGACAAAGUCCAUCCUCAGCCACCAUGUCUGCCGAAUCCAACAUGACGAUGCCCGCGGUUAAGAGGUCGCGGAAAUCGCUGGGUGGGUUGCCGUCAAGGAGGACGCUGGAGAAGGAGAAUGCAACCGUGGACCUCGCAUCCACGUCCCUCGCCGCCAACCGUAAGAAGUCGCGCAGCAAGAGCAUCGGGCCUGGUGGUCUGGAUGCCUUGAAGCCCAGUAAUGGGAACAGGAGGGUGUCACUGGCAGCCCCCGCGGGGCCCCCUCCGCGCUCUAUCCUGAAGCCCACCAUCCCAGUCCUCCCCGAAAUCCCGCCACACAGGCCCAGGACUUCGGCCGGCCGCGACAGCGACUCGACAAAGGUGGCCCUCCGCACCGAGGAGGAGCAGCAGGCCGCUGCGCGGGAGCGCGAGGAGCGCGAGAGGGCCGAGCUCGAGAAGGACAUCCACAACAGGCGCGAGGCCCGGCGCAAAUCGCUCGCCAACCGCCGCGUGUCGUUUGCAGCCGAGGCGACCCUGCACACCUUCCACGAGAUAGAGUACAUGCAGGACUCGACCACAUCUACAGACUCAACCCGCCGCGCAUCCCAGACAGCAGCUUCUCCGGCACCGCCCGCUGCCGCGCACCACCCCGAAUCAGACGACGCAUCGGAACCACCUUCUACACCACCAGACCAUGUGGAUCACGGAGUGGCCGAGUCGCCUGAGGAUCAGCGAGGCCUUCACCAGAAGAGGAGAAGGCGAAGCUCAGGGGUAAACCCUCUCGACGCACAUGACGACACGCUCAACACCACAGUGUACGACUCGGGCUCCGAGGACGGCGAUGCCAUCGAAGAACAAGAUGAUGUCUCUGAGGCUAGUGACUCGGACGGGACCAUGAUGACCCUGGACGCGGACGAGAUGACGUCAGGGUCGGGCAUCACGGCUGGCUCCAUGUCCAUGAUGAGCAACGACUCUACGACAAGUAUAGACGAGAUGCUGAGGCUCGCCACUGAGCGCGCUGGCGUCGGGGCUGCUGCCCGAGAGCCGGAUGAGAAUGAAGAGCUGAUCCCUGCCUUUGUGGGAUGGGGAAAGCGACCGGCAGCGACCAGCAGCUACGCACCCCAGUCCCCCGAGAUUGAGUCCAGCCCCGUCAAGUCAGUUCACGAGGAGAGCGACCAUGACAACGGCGGGGAGAUGGAGAUGACCCGGCCUAUGGGUGGGAUUAUCAGGUCUACCCACGACGACGACCAGUCAACUGUCGCCCCCGACGACGAGGAUGGCGAAGAUGAAGAAGACGAUGCUAUGUCUAUGGAUAUGGAUAUGUCCAUGGAAAUGACCUACGCGUUGGGUGGCAUCGUCGGGAAGAAGGCGCCUGCAGCACCCAAAGGGCGUCCCGAGGCGACAAUAUGUGUCGACCAGACCAUGGACUUCACCAUGCCCAUGGGUGGUAUCCAAUCUUCGGCCCCCAAAGAGAACAAGGAUGAUGAGGAGCUAGAUUAUGACAGCAACGAGGAUAUGUCAAUGGAGAUGACAACAGUCAUGGGAGGGGUCCUGUCGACGACUCGAGCCGGUGGCGGCCAGCAGAGCCGGCGCCGGACGCUUAUGCGGACAGAGGAUGGCGAUGGCGAGACAUUGGGAAUGGACAUGACGGUUGGUCUGGGGCGUAUACUGCCAUCGGCGAAGCAGCAAAACGAUGCAGCCGACCAAAGUCUGGGCGAUGCCACUGUUGGCAUGGAGAUGACGACGGCGCUGGGAGGCAUAAUUGCCGACAGCUCUCCGCUGGUGUGUUUGCAAACGCCCAACAAGACCGGAGCGACGAGCCCGCUAAGGAAGAUGACGCUGAGCCAUAAGCCUGUGUCGCCGACUCGGACACGAACACCCACAAAGAAGGCCGCGCCGCUCCGAGGGAGGAUAGCCCGGACGCCUGAGCGGUCUGCCUUUAAUGGCAGCGGUCUGCGCAGGACUCCAGAACGCCAGACAUCACCACCAAAACAGCUUCCGCAGCCGCAGCCGCAGACCCCAUCAAAGUCUGUGGCUUCUUCACCUCCAAAGUUUAUCGGGAGCAGAUCCAGGUCUCCAGUCAGAUUUUCUUCCCCCAAAGCCAGAGCGACACCCCAGUCAUCCCCAAGGCCAAGAUCCACCGGCCCUGGCGUGUUCCAACAAAACCGUGUCACAGGCUCAACGACGCCGCUCAUAGUCCUCACGCCACAGACCAGGAGGCUUUCUGGCAUCGGCGCCGACAGGUCCGGCCUGGGUUCGCCCAAAAUUGCCCAGAUCCUCGAGCGCCGUGGCUCAAUUGGGGACGCUGCUAGAGACUUUGUGCCUGGCGACGGCCUUGAGUUGCGGCGGGGCGUCAAGUGGGACGACCCACGCAUCCUGGAGCAAGAGCUUGACCGGCAGCGGGAGCAAGAGCUGGCCAGAGAAGAUGGGAGGAGGAUUAUGGAGCGGGAGGCCGAUGGGGCAUUGGACGACAGGGACGCGACGCUCAAUCUGAAGGAGAUGAUUCAGGGCCUCAGCCCAAAGAAGAACCCACUCAAAGGCCGCAAGAGCCUGCAUGUGGGCAGCGCCAAGGGCCUGCUCGGCAAGCGGCCGACUGAGCUCGACGAUGAGGGGGCGGAGGAGCAAGACGGAGUCAAGCGGCUCAAGAACCUGCAGGGCAGUCCUGUCAAGAGCAUCCGACUGCAGCACCCUCCCUCCAAGGAAGAGACUACAGGCCGACCGGCGCGAACCGCCAAGGGUCCACAAGACGGCCUGGCCACCCCAACUCUCUCCGUGUCGCCCAAGAAGGGGGCGGGCGGUGCUCCCAGCCCCGACGGACGGGGAAGAUUCAGGGAUGUGGCAGACGACGGAGCUCGCACCCCAAUGGACUUCAGGCGUUCCUCCAUGGUGAACCCCGAGGGGCUGGCCGAGGAGGAUGACGAUUCCGAGGCCAUCAGCCUCCAGGAUUUCCUCAACCUGACCAGCAUCCGCUUCAUGGAGCUCACGACAACCAAGCGCAGACACACAGUUGUGCCCUCGGCGAACAAGAUCGGGCCUGACGAGGAUGGCAAGGCCGACAUGUCGUUCGAGCGAUGCGUUGUCGCGGGAGCCUGCACGGUGCCGAUGCUCGAGCUGUACCAACAUUCAUGCCGAGAGCUCAAGAAGUACAUCUCCGAAGGCAGGGAUAUCGUCCGCGAAAUAGAGAUGGAAACGCUGGAGGACAACCCGCCGCUGUUCCGCGAGUACAUGUCGGCGACGCCCGAGUUCAAGCUCCUAAUGGACAACCAGUUCAAAAACGUCAAAACUCAUGCCCGGCUACUGAGCAAGGCCAUGUGGUAUGAAUGGCGCAUGAAGCUCCAGGAGGGGCUCAAGGAAGGGCUGGACCGGACCGUCGAGGGCUUCGAGAGCGACCAGCAGAUCCUGCGCAAGCAGCGCGAGCUCAUCGACUCGGUACUCCCCGGCUUGGUCGCGCAACUCGAGUCCCUGCAGCGAGAGUACCAGGUCCUCGACGAGGCGGUGCGUGAGCUGGCCGACUGUGACCCUGAGGAGCUGGAGGCGGCGCGCGAGCGGCUGAUGGCUGCCAACGACGACGUGGCUGUCAAGAGACGAGAGAUCGCGGCGCUGCGCGAGGACUUGCGCGAGUCGGAGGCCGACGUUGAGGAGCUAGCUAGCCGCAAAGCACAGUGCCUCGCUGACAUCGAGGAGGCUGAGCACGUGCGCGAGGAGUGCAGAGGGUGGAGCUCGGGGGAAAUCGUGGCUCUCAAAGCACGCGUCGCGGCGGUUGAGGAGGAGCACGGGUGGGCCGUCACGGGCUGCUCAGGCACCACAGUCUCGAUGACGUACCGCCGUGAAAUUGAGUUGGUCUUUGACCCCACCUGCUUCGCCUCUGGACCCACGCGCCAGGGUGGGGCCCUGCCAAACUCAAAUUCAACGACACCCAUCGACCUCUGGUACAUUGCGGACAAGCGCGAGCGGGACCCGCAGCCUCUCACGCCUGAGCUGGAUUUUUUCCUGCAGUGCCUGCGCGACCAGCUGCGGGGCCUCGACCAGACCCGCACGCCGCAGAGCCUCAUUCUUGGCUUGGUGAGCCGCGGGUGGGCCCAGGCCAAUUCCGUGGCCAAUCACGUCCGGUCUCUCAACCUCACCUUCCCGACCGCGGUGUCGAGAACGUCCGACGACUCGAUCGCGGUGCGCGCAACUGUGUUCCUGGCGGCCCUCAAGUCAAAGGUCGAUGUUGUAGUCGAUCUGUAUCGUCGGGCAGGUGCUGCCAGCGACGGUGGUGGCCUUGACGUGGCCGUUGCGCCGCGUGCCGUCGUCGUCUACGGCGAGCGGUUCAACACGGAAAAGAUGGCCGACUUCUUGUCUGGGCGCCUUGGGGGCCAGGUGGCUGUGCUUGGUGGAGGGGAGGGGCGCGCUGAGAGCUGGGGUGACGUCGUCGUCGAGCUACAUGGAAAGCUGCUCUCUGGUGCGAAGCAAUAGCAUUUGGGGCAGGCGCCUGCUUGUUGGUUCUGUAAUUCCAAACUAUUAUGAGCCUAAGCUGGCCGUUCGGCGUUUGUCUUUGUUUGUUUCUGUAGCAUUUCUGCCUGGAGCGGGGUCACGGUUCUGUCAUCUGUUGGGAGAUCACGGGAUUCAGGGCGGUGGGUUUAGAUAACACAACGCGUCAUUGUUUGGUAUUGUGCAAAGAAACGUCCGCCAUUGUUUG